AUGGAUGGGGAUGCUGAGUUUGAGUCGGGUGUGACCAACCAGUCUUCGGAUGGACCAAGCGAAAACAUAUUCGACGGCUACAGCUCAGACAGCCACCAACACUACGGUCUAGGCCCAGAACCGUGUUGCCAACAAGAAGAAGUUGAACCGGAAGAGGAUUCCGAAAGGGAUCCGGAAGAAGUCCAUGUUUCCAAUGAUCAAAUGUUGGAACCGGAAGUUAUCGUUAUUCCGGAUUCACCAGAUCCUCCAGUUGUCCAACUGCUUUAUGAAGUUGUUGUGAUCUCGUCAGAUAGCGAAGAGGAAGAAAGUCCCAUACGAACGCCCUUUGUUUCCCAAGUGUUCCAGUCCCAUACGUCAACUCCGGAGCAAGUAGUACCGGAGAUUACCUUACCACCAAGUGUGGAUCCUUACUCACACAGCACCGAGUAUUGGGAAAGAUACAUGAAAAGGCUUCGACAGUCAGAGUCCUACCAGGAUUGGCAUAAUAGGGACGCUCCGCAGGUUAUUCAAGAUUUUCCACCAGUUCCAACAUACACACAUGUUGGGAAUCCCAUGGAAAUCAGAAAUGAGUCUUACGGAAUAUCAGAAGCAGUACAAGACUCGAGAGCACCAGGACCUAGUAGAGGAUACGAGAUCUGA
Messenger RNA from Arabis nemorensis, 639 nucleotides. The record is from the annotation of a GenBank genome assembly. NCBI's taxonomy places the organism in Eukaryota, Viridiplantae, Streptophyta, Magnoliopsida, Brassicales, Brassicaceae.